Bursaphelenchus okinawaensis is the source of this 990-nucleotide messenger RNA. NCBI's taxonomy places the organism in Eukaryota, Metazoa, Nematoda, Chromadorea, Rhabditida, Aphelenchoididae. The record is from the annotation of a GenBank genome assembly.
AUGGUGCAUAAAAAGAAAAAUAAAGCCGCAAGGCUGAAGAGGGCAACUACUUUCUUCAUCGAGGAAAAGAAAUUUGUGCUCAAGGAACGUAUCAACCAUAUUCUACAGCAAGUUCAGCGAACUUUAGGCCGAAUAGAGGAGGAUUAUUUGAUAACCAAUCCGUACGAAUUGGCAAUACUUGUAUUCGAAUUGGAAGAGGCCAGAGAUCAAAUUGAGGACUUGGAAGAUGACAUGCGUUAUAAUUCGUUAGUGAGUGUAAUAUACUUUAAAACACUUAUAGAUUAGAAGUACUUUGGAAAUUAAAAAAUAUGUAAAUUUAGGAAGACUCAUUGGAUGUGAAGUUGAUAUUGGAGAAUAUUGACAGUAAAGUUGAAAGUUGCAAAGAAAGGUUGUUUUCCUUUGUUAAACUACUUCUUGAUUGGGAAAAAGAUUGUUUGGAGCUUCACAGAAUCAAAUUCCAAACUGAUGCGGACAAAAGGUACAAAUUUCGGACUGCUGAUGACUUGCCAAAGUUGGUGGAGGUAUUGGAAUACUCGAAGGUAAGUUUUGUCAAAAGUUUUAAUAACUUGGCUAAUAUAUGGUAUGAUAUCAGUACCAAAUCAAUGUGCUUUAUAAUAUGUUACUAUUAAACUAUUUUUUUAGAAAAACUUGGCUGAUUUGAGCGAAACUUGCAAAGCAUGGACAAAGUUCCGCCCUCGUUGCCUGGUUCGUCGAAUCGCUCUUCAGCACGUUAAGGUACAAGAAGAGGAAUUGUUUGGCAUUGUUCAGUCUAUGGAAUUCAAUAUGGGCAAACUCAAGUUGGCCUACAAUCUCUCGGAAGCCCCAAAAAAGCGAUCAUCACCUGAUGAAACACGUGAAUUGACGUCAGAACGUUUGUCUCAAUAUGAAACUGGUCCUGUUUAUCAGGUUACAAGUGAAAUUCUACAACGUUACGUUAACCAGCUGAAAGAAGUUACCGACAUAAACCGUCAUAAUAAGGUUGGCGAAUGA